Knipowitschia caucasica is the source of this 351-nucleotide messenger RNA. Lineage: Eukaryota; Metazoa; Chordata; Actinopteri; Gobiiformes; Gobiidae. The record is from the annotation of a GenBank genome assembly.
AUGUCAGAAUCCACCUGUGUUUCCGCUUCCGCCUGUCCCACUGCACCGCCAGCGUCACACACCAGCGACUGUGAUAGUGAGGCUCGGCUCUGCACGUCUCCAUCUGAUAAACUGCUCCUCCUCACGACCCUCACGACCCUCAUGAACCUCACGACCCUCAUGAACGUCACGACCCUCAUGAACCUCACGACCCUCAUGAACCUCACGACCCUCAUGAACCUCACGACCCUCAUGAACCUCACGACCCUCAUGAACCUCACGACCCUCAUGAACCUCAUGAACCUCACGACCCUCAUGAACCUCACGACCCUCAUGAACCUCACGACCUCACGACCCUCACGACCCUCAUGA